AUGAACGUCGUGACACUUCUUCUUUACGUCUCUACAGUCUCAGCUGUAGUAGUGACAGUCACGCUCAUCGAGACCGCCCAAGCGGUGGAUUCUUCAAGAGCUGCAACCACCAAAAGUAUGACUUCAACCAGCUCUUCUAGUCGAGCUCAGAUUCUGGCCACUGGUACUCCUCCAAUGUUUGCCAGCGCCAAGAAUGCUAUUAUCUCCAACGUCAGAAGCCUGAAGGUCCCCUCAGCCUCUGGCUACCUUGCCAAAGAUGUGGAGCCAACCCAGAGCGUUACUCCUUUUACCUUAUCGUCCAGUGUUUCUCCCGCAACUACAGCAUCUGCCAACCCGACCAGCGCUGUAUCUGUCGCUCAGACUAACUCUGUCUCUAGGACUGGUGUCAGCGUGAUGUUCUUGAGCCUCUCUUUUGUUUUGGUGACGUGCUCUAUUGCUUGA
Messenger RNA from Yarrowia lipolytica CLIB122, 441 nucleotides. NCBI's taxonomy places the organism in Eukaryota, Fungi, Ascomycota, Dipodascomycetes, Dipodascales. The record is from RefSeq and is a predicted model, not a curated record.